This is a messenger RNA of Necator americanus (New World hookworm), 1803 nucleotides long. RefSeq lists its product as uncharacterized. The record is from RefSeq and is a predicted model, not a curated record. Gene Ontology annotation, molecular function: iron ion binding; tyrosine 3-monooxygenase activity. The coding region runs from base 1 to 1803 and encodes 600 amino acids. Gene Ontology annotation, cellular component: cytoplasm; axon; perikaryon. NCBI's taxonomy places the organism in Eukaryota, Metazoa, Nematoda, Chromadorea, Rhabditida, Ancylostomatidae. The transcript is spliced from 17 exons. Gene Ontology annotation, biological process: dopamine biosynthetic process from tyrosine.
AUGAGUGUGAUCACGCCUGAUUCUCCUGAUUGUCCUGAAAAAUCAGUUAGGGAAAAGUCCUCAGCGGGUGUUUGUUCCUACGAGGUACGUUAUAAUCCUGUUCAUGCGGCAAUUCCUCCAGAAGGCUACUCGUUGAUAGUAACAUGUGGAGACCGUGGAGAUAUCCUUAUUGAUGUUCUUGGGUAUGCGGCGUGUGUGAAAGGGUACACACGUACAUCACUGGAGCUAAAGCUCGGGAGAGAAGGUACUUGGGAAGUUUCGAAAGUAUCCGGCAGAGUUCUGAGAGAAUACGACCAAACUAAAAAUAUGGCCACACAAAAUGCAAAUGAAAACCUUCGUCAUCCCCGUCGUUUCUCGCUUGUACAUCAAGCGAGUUGUGAGACAAUUCUGCAUGCUGGCGUUAAGCGACAGAACACGAAGAAGCAUCGAGAAGAACUUCGUGAAAUUACCCGUGGAGAACAGAUUCUUCAACAACUCAACGACGAGGGUGUUGAGUUGAUAUGGGCGGCUGAGAAGGGAAGUAUUGCCUUCACGGCGGUGCUUAGCAGUUCUGGAAGUCUAGCAACUUUUGUUGGCGAAGUGAUCAAAGCAUUCGAAUCGAGCAACAUUCACAUUAGUCAUCUUGAGACAAGACAAGGAAAAUCAGGAAAAGGAUGGGACCUACUUGCGGAUUGUGAUGGCACUAAAGAACAACUAAUAGCAGCCGCUGCUGCUCUUACACAACAACAUGUGGAUCUCACCGGUAUCGCUCUAUAUAGAAAGGAUUCUGUGGAAGAGGUGCCAUGGUUUCCAAGACAUAUUUCUGAGCUGGACAAGUGCUCUCGUUGCAUAACCAAGUAUGAUCCAACAACAGAUCCACGUCAUCCGGGACACGGUGAUGCCGCGUACAUUGCUAGAAGGAAGUUUUUGAACGAUCACGCAUUGGAAUAUAGACACGGUGAUCCUAUUCCCAUAGUGGAUUAUACUGAGGAAGAGCAUGCAACAUGGAAGGCUGUUUACGAAAAACUACGAGGUCUCCACGAAACACACACAUGUCUAGCGUAUAGAAAGAACCUCAAAAUGUUGGAGGAUGCAGGAGUGUUGUCGCCAGAGAGAAUUCCACAGAUAAAAGACGUGAACGUUUAUCUUCAGAAGAGGACAGGCUUCAUUCUUCGUCCGUGCUCUGGUCUACUAUCUGCUCGUGAUUUCCUCGCAAGUUUAGCGUUUCGCGUAUUUCAGACGACCACGUACCUACGUCAUAGCGGGAAACCACAUCAUUCUCCAGAACCUGACCUGAUCCACGAACUAUUAGGACAUGUGCCAAUGUUUGCUGAUCCUAUGGUUGCUCAAAUGAGUCAGGACAUUGGCCUUAUGAGCUUGGGAGCAUCAGAUGAACAAAUUGAGAAACUAGCUACCGUUUAUUGGUUCAUAAUCGAAUUUGGUUUGUGCAGAGAAGGUGGCCAAUUAAAAGCGAUCGGUGCUGGAUUAAUCUCUGCUUAUGGAGAAUUGGAACAUGCGUGCUCGGAUAAACCGGAACAUCGUGAUUUUGACCCGGUGACUACUGCUGUACAAAAAUACGAGGAUAGCGACUAUCAGCCGUUGUAUUUUGUCGCACAGAGCAUUCAAGAUGCUCUACACAAAUUAAGGCAUUAUGCACUUUCCAUGGAACGUCCCUUCGCGGUCAUUUAUGAUCCAUUCACAAGAAGUGUAGAGACUAUUCGCGACAUUUCCGACCUGGAACCUGCAUUUUCAAGAUUUCGCAUGGAAUUUUCUGCAACCACACAUGCAUUCGAUAAAUUGAAUCUAAAUAAGUCGUCCAAGUAA